Molecule: messenger RNA, 690 nt
Organism: Grus americana (Whooping crane)
Lineage: Eukaryota; Metazoa; Chordata; Aves; Gruiformes; Gruidae
Exons: 3
Coding region: 1-690 (229 amino acids)
Biological process (GO): response to bacterium
Source: RefSeq, a predicted model, not a curated record
AUGCGGCGGUGCCGGGGCGCAGGGCUGGCGGGGCUGGCCGCGGUGCUCCUGGUGGCUGUGGGCAGAGCCCAGGUGCAGCAGGAGCCGUCGGCAGAGACCACCGAGGGCACCGGCAUCAACAUCACUUGCUCACACCCCAACAUACAGACAGGAGACCUCAUCUACUGGUACCGUCAGCUCCCGGGCCGAGGCCCCGCAUUCCUCACGUUGGGCAGCAAAGGGACCAAAGAGGUGCCGGACCCGCCGGGGCGGCUGUGGGUGGCGGCAGACCGCCGGUCCAGCGCCCUGUGGCUCGCCCGGCCCCGGCGCGGGGACGCGGCGGUGUAUUACUGCGCCCUGAGAGACACGGGGAGAGGAGCCGGGGCUGCGGCCGGGCACGAACCACGAAGCAGGAAGGGCGGCGGGCGGGGCCGGGCACAGAAAUCCCCCGGCACGGUGCCGGCAGCGGGGCAGGAAUCGCGGCCGGAGCGGUGGCGGUGUCCGGCGGUGCCCGGGCAGGAGCGAUUGCAGCCGCCGGCCCCGCUGGCUCCCGUAGAGGAGCAGCGCCUUGCUGCUGUGCAGGGGGAGGCGGGCAGCAGAGAUCCUCCUGCCCACGGGCAGCCGGACAGCCCUCGGUCCUGCCGCAGGGACCGGCCACUGCUGACAGGGAACACGCAGGGCCUCUCUCGCCCUUCUGACGUGCCCCACUAG